CUUAGAACUCUCUCCAAUAGCAGCAGACGGGGUUUGUUAGUAGGCGGGGCAGCCAGGAGAUGAUUGGCAGGAUUGGCUACAAAUAGGCGUGCGAGUUGCCAGCUCCGCGCCGUGUGAUUGGCACAGCCUGUGGGCACAAUCGGGGGCAGCGGCUGUCAGUAUAAUAGUGUCAUGGCGGCGCUGGGGGUAGUGUGAUGAGGUAGACGGUCGGCGCUGGGCUCAGAUGUUCGCUUGGCUAUGGGGGGCCGGGGCCUGUGCUGGUGGCAGCUCGGCCUCUCACUGGCAGCUGUGCUGCUGAUAAAGGUGGUGGCGUCCGGGCUGGUGGAGCAGGGAUCCCCGGGGACGGAGGCGGGUUACCCCUGGGAGGAGCAGGACGAGCGCAGCAGUAGCCUCAGCACGUUGGCCCCUGGACCCGGGACCUUUCCUGCUGGGGAUGUGAUCGUGGAGGACGAUGAGUCCGGGGCUGAGCAGGAGGAGAGCGGCCGGGAGGAGCCGAGACCCAGGUCCCUGGUGAUCAUCAGUACACUGGACGGACGCAUCGCGGCCCUAGAUGCAGAGAAUCAUGGUAGAAAGCAGUGGGAUCUCGACGUGGGCUUGGGAUCUCUUGUUUCAUCCAGCCUUAGCAAACCAGAGGUGUUUGGCAAUAAAAUGAUCAUUCCCUCUUUGGACGGAGAUCUCUUUCAGUGGGAUCGGGACAGAGAAAGCAUGGAGGCUGUGCCUUUUACAGUGGAGUCUCUCCUGGAGUCCUCGUAUAAAUUUGGCGAUGAUGUUGUAUUAGUUGGGGGAAAGUCCCUUACAACCUAUGGUCUCGGCGCCACCACUGGCAAGGUAAAGUACGUUUGCUCAGCUAUGGGUUGCCGUCGCUGGAAUGAAGAGGAGGGUGAGCAGGAUGAUGUUCUCCUGUUGCACCGAAAACAGAAAACUGUGCGCGCUGUGGGUCCUCGCAGUGGCAGCGAGAAGUGGAACUUCAGCGUUGGGCACUUUGAGCUGCGCUACAUCCCAGACGUUGAGCCACGCGUGGGUUUCAUUGAAGGUCACAUUGAAUCCAGCGCUAGCACGGAUGAGUCUAAAAUAAUUUCUGACAUUGACGAGCAGGAAGCCGGGACGAAGGACAUGUUCAUUAAGGUCUCUGUGGCAGACUGGAAAGUCAUGGCCUUUAACAGGCAGCUUGGUCACCUGGAGUGGGAACACCAGUUCUGCACCCCGAUAGCCUCCGCCUGGUUAGUCAGAGAUGGGAAAGUCAUUCCUAUCAGUCUCUUUGAUGACACGAGUUACUCGUCAAAUGAUGAGAUCUUGGAGGAUGAUGAGGACAUUGUGGAGGCUGCAAGAGGAGCUACGGAGUCCAGUUUCUACCUGGGAAUGUUCCGGGGACAGCUGUAUCUGCAAGCAUCUGUCCGACCAUCUGAAAAAUUCCCAAUUAAUCCAACUGCGUUGGACACCAUGAAGGACGGCCAAGGCAUCAUUUCCCUGCCAAGGAUCAAAUGGAAGCCUUUAAUUCACUCUCCCUCCAGGACUCCGGUGUUGGUUGGUUCAGACGAGUUUGAUAAGUGCCUCAGCAACGACAAGUUCUCCCAUGAAGAAUACAGCAAUGGCGCACUGUCUGUGCUGCAGUAUCCCUAUGCAAAGACAGGAGGCGACCCCCGACUUGGAAAGCAAGGACCUCCAGAGCACAUUGUUGCAGCGGUCAGCCGGGCUGCACAUCCUGCCCAGCAUCUGCCGGCUCUGACUAUGGACAAUGGCUAUUACCUGCCAUACUACAAGAGAGAGCGCAGCACACGUGGAACACAGAUCACGGUUGGAAUUUUGGAGAACCCAAACUACAAGAACCCUCGCAAGAAAGAUCCCGUUGUGCUUCUGCCUUGGUGGAAGGAGAUUGUCGGCACCAUCCUGCUGUGCAUCACCGCCACCACCUAUGUUGUACGCAGACUGUUCCAGCCUAAUCCGCACUUGGCCAGGAAGAGAAAAGAAUCUGAGACCCAGUGUCAGACGGACCAUAAAUACGAGCUGACAAGCGCAGAAAUGAGCGAGAACAGGAGCGACUACAGCUGCGGAUAUGUGUCGCGGUAUCUCACAGACUUUGAACCUAUUCGCUGUUUAGGACGCGGGGGCUUCGGAGUGGUGUUCGAAGCAAGAAAUAAAGUAGAUGACUGCAAUUAUGCGAUCAAGAGAAUCCGCCUUCCGAACAGGAAACUGGCCAGAGAGAAGGUGAUGAGGGAAGUGAAGGCUCUUGCCAAACUGGAACACUCUGGAAUCGUGCGCUAUUUCAAUGCGUGGCGAGAAGAACCCCCCGAGUUAUGGCAAGAACAGAUGGAUGAACUGUGGCUGAAAGAUGGAAGCACGGAUUGGCCCUUCAGCUCCCCGACCCCUGUGGAUGGGCUGUCUGUGAAGGUUCGGAGUGCAGACCCGUACUCCAUGAAAGAGCAGGUAGAAGUCAUCACGCCUUCAUCGGAGAGUAUGAGCUCCCUGUCCACUCCAUUUGUUGCGAUUGAUUCAGGAAGACCCCGGAGGCACUCCUCUCCUUUCCACUUUCCUACCGAAGGGGAGUACAACCAAUCAGAAGAUGCCAUUGUGAACCUGCAGGACCAUUACCUUACAGACGGUGAUUUGGAGCACAGUAUGGUGGGUGAUGAGGACGUGGGGACUCACUAUGGACAUUGGGGUCACCGACGAAUGGAUAUUGGGCUACAUGAGAGAACCUCAUCAUCCAUCGUCUUCGAGGACUCUGGUUGCGACAACGCAUCAAAUGUAGACAAUAGAACAGACGUUUCCGUUGUUGUGACAACAAGUGAGUUUUCUCAAAGAGACUCUGGGACCAAGGACUCCAGUGACAGUAAACCCACCUCUGCAAGUACUUUGUCCAUUUCUCCUCCAAGACCAAAGACCUUAAACUUGGACCUAACCAAAAAUACUCCUGAGAAGCUAAAUCCCAGCUCUCCUAAGGUGUACCUCUAUAUUCAGAUGCAGCUGUGCCGUAAGGAGAACCUGAAGGACUGGAUGGAGGCGCGGUACACUCUGGAGGACAGGCCGCGCACGGAAAGCCUCCAUAUAUUUCUGCAGAUCGCAGAAGCUGUUCAGUUUUUACACAGCAAAGGGCUGAUGCACAGAGAUCUGAAGCCUUCCAAUAUAUUUUUUACAAUAGAUGAUAUAGUAAAAGUGGGAGACUUCGGGUUGGUUACAGAGAUGGACCAAGAAGAAGACGAAGAGGCGGCUUUGACGCCAAUGCCAGCGUAUGCCCGACAUACCGGGCAAGUGGGAACAAAGCUGUACAUGAGCCCAGAACAGAUGUAUGGCCAAAGCUACUCGCACAAAGUGGACAUCUUCUCGCUGGGGCUAAUUCUAUUCGAGCUGCUGUAUCCGUUCAGUACCAAUAUGGAGAGAGUACGAAUUUUAACAGAUUUGCGUGACCUGAAGUUUCCAGCUCUGUUUACUCAGCAAUAUCCCCAAGAGCAAAACAUGGUCCGGCAUAUGCUUUCCCAUAACCCUAGCGAGAGGCCGGAGGCUGAAGAAAUCAUUGACAGCCCUCUGUUUGAGAGCAUUGAACUUCCUGGCAAGCUGACUCUCAGGCAGAGGUCCCGGACUUUGAGCACCUCAGGUCUGAAGGGUGUGAGGCAUCCCAGCAUGUGACCGCUCCAAGUGUAUCGCUCAGAUUUAACUUCUGUUUGACCAUGAAGACUGUCUACCCUCACACCCGAACUAGUUAUCGAGCCCUGACUAAUUUACACUCGGAGAUCUCCUCCUAUCACAGUAGGAUCAGAUUUUAUUUCCACAAAACAUUGGCCAGGUGUCCCUUUGUUGGACAUGGCUUGUAAUGAUUGAGAGCACAUUGUUCCUUUUGGCAUUAUGAAGUCCUAGAGAAUUAUUUUUUUUUCUAAUAUUUUUGGUGGCUAUCGAGUAAUAUGGACUUUUCCUCUGCUUGGACACCACACCUAAUAAUAUUCUACAGACUUAAUGUUUUAUAAAAGAUGAUCUGUAGGUUUGAUAACUGGUCUUUUUAAUACGUUUUUACAUGAUGAUGUAAAGCACAGAUUUUUGAACUCUGGAGAAAAUGAUGGUUGUCCAUGGUAUAUAUCAAAUAUAUUUCUAGGUUUGGAUGGGGAAGUUAUGAAAUACUACUGGGGUGUUAUCAUGUCCUCUAAAGUAAAUACUGUUCAUUCCGUGAGAACUUGUAAUUUAAGGCACUUUAAAUAAGAAAAAAAAACUUCUCUGUUCACAUUGGAGGCAGCCAUUUUGUUGGGCUUGUCACGUUUUCUUAUAAAAUAUAGCCGAUCCUGAACUAGCAACCCAGGGUGCUGAGGGAGAGAUGCAAUGUAACAUGGCCUAUAGAUCUGACAAAUGGGGGCAGUUAUGCCAUCAAGAUGGCAUGACCACACUGCCAGGGCAAGGCCCUGAAAUUCAUAACACACUGCGGCAGUGCCUCACUUCAUUCCAGGGCCUUGCUUUUCUCAUUGUACUCACCUGUACCUCCGUCUUUCAGCCUUACCCCGAGUUCUAAGUGAAUUGCUAGACUAAGCCCUGGUUCAGCGAACAAAAUGGCGCCCCCUCUUUUUGUAAUUUAUACAUCAGUUUAGUUAUGUGCUGCUCCAAUCUAACUAUUGGUAGUUUGAUGCUAAGAGCAGCUAUACAGACUGUUUCCUGUCGCUGAGGCCAUUCCUGUCAGUGUAUUGUUUGUGGUGUUGACCAUAAUCUGUUGUCCUCCAUUAUCUUAAACGGUCGUUUGAGACAAACUGGGCAAAAAUGUAAGGAUUUCCAAACCAGCUGGCGAACCCUCUUCCUAUUUCUACACGUUUACCCUGAGGGGUGUGUUGGCAGCGCUUCAGGGCAUAUAAAGGCCACAGAUUUUUGGAAACGUUUAGGCACCUUCCCUAGAUUUGCACAGUAAAUGUGAUCCCAUUAUUGCCUUACUGCAGUCAUGCUCACCUUGAUUUGCAUUAAGUCUGAAUUGCACUAGAACACUAGGUAAUACCACAUUUACGUCAAAAAUGUUGAAUGUACGGUUACGAACCAUUUCUUUUAAUGUCUUACUACUUUUCGACAAGUUCUUUAAUGUCUUACACGCUACAAGUUAUGUAACAAAUGGGCUUGGGAAUCAUUUAAUGAGUUAAAUUGUGUUUUUUAUUUUUAUGUAAAUGUUUUAUUUAUAUAGGUCGGUCAAUCCAGUGGGUUGGUGCUGUACAGAGCACUUAUUGCAUAAUGAGACCAGUUAAGUGCAUUACAUUGUGUGACUUUUUUUCAAGUCUAAGUGAUUUAAUAAAUAAAAAAAUAAGAAAAA
Messenger RNA from Pseudophryne corroboree (corroboree frog), 5269 nucleotides. RefSeq names its product eukaryotic translation initiation factor 2 alpha kinase 3 (gene EIF2AK3). Lineage: Eukaryota; Metazoa; Chordata; Amphibia; Anura; Myobatrachidae. Gene Ontology annotation, biological process: protein phosphorylation. Gene Ontology annotation, molecular function: ATP binding; protein binding; eukaryotic translation initiation factor 2alpha kinase activity. The record is from RefSeq and is a predicted model, not a curated record. Gene Ontology annotation, cellular component: cytoplasm; nucleus. Bases 238 to 3624 code for a protein of 1128 amino acids. The transcript has 18 exons.